Molecule: messenger RNA, 1368 nt
Organism: Dendronephthya gigantea
Lineage: Eukaryota; Metazoa; Cnidaria; Anthozoa; Malacalcyonacea; Nephtheidae
Exons: 3
Coding region: 337-1368 (343 amino acids)
Biological process (GO): heterophilic cell-cell adhesion; establishment or maintenance of epithelial cell apical/basal polarity
Cellular component (GO): plasma membrane; protein-containing complex
Molecular function (GO): protein binding; calcium ion binding
Source: RefSeq, a predicted model, not a curated record
GGUUUAGGGAACAAGAUUUAUCUACAAAAGGGCAGGAAACUCUUUCGUAGAAACUGGAGGUUAAGCAGUGAGGAACUUCAUAGAUUUAUAAUCAUUGCAACUCUUCCUUAGCUCUACGUUGUGUUCGAUUGUUAUAGUGCUCACCAAGCAGCCUAAAGCCGGUACAGAACUCACAGUGCUGACAAGCUUUUCACUGAGGAUCGCUCUCUUUGCCGCUCCAUACCGGAUGUAAAAAAACCAGGAAGAACUUGAUGACGAGUGAAGAAACGAUGACGUUUCUUAGCAUAAAAACGUUUUCCAUACGGCUAACGCGUCAUUUCACAGCCGGUUGUCACGAUGAAAACACUUGCUUCACUUUUCGUCCUAACUAUUACCUUCGCGGUUUGUAACCGCGCUUCGGGUAAAAACGUGUCUCACUGCGUUUAUGGAACUACAUUAAGAGAUCUACUCAAGUUGGCUGGGAUUAGACGAGGAAACAUUCAGUCACACGCUAGAAAACUUCAACAGCACAAUGUUGAUCAAAGCGUGCUCUGUAAACUCACCCUACAGCAACUCAAAGACAUCGGAAUCGCACCCAUUGGUGACCGUCUGAAGAUCUUCAAUUUCUUCUCGAAAGAUGGCAACGACUGCUCCAGUUCAAGUUGUCAAAACAACGGCAUCUGUCGAGAUGGUUUUCGCUGUUUCUCAUGUGUCUGCGACCCCAAAAAGGGUUACUAUGGACCGAGCUGUGGACAGAAAUGCCCGUGUCAUAACGGUGGUGUUUGCAAGACAAAACCAACUGGCUUCGAGUGCGUCUGCCCACCUGGCAACUCUGGUGACCUGUGUAAAACGAAGUAUUUGACCGAAGAUAGGAUCGUUAACAUUGAGACUCGAGCAAACGAGCUAAAAGCCAGACUCGAUCAAUGCGAACAGCUGAUCAAUAAUCUGCAAAAUCAGGUAACAGACCUGCAAUCCCGUCCUACAGGAUCCUGGCAACUCUAUCGUGCAAAUGAGGUUCUUAAUAAACUUGAGAAAAUAGAUCAAUCGCAUCAACAACCAGCAACAUACACGCAAACGAUACCAAUAACCCUUCCCAACAACACAAGGGCCAUUAUUAUUUCGAUAUUUUGUAACUACCAGAACCAUAAUGGUGACGCAGCUUUGUUUUACGUCACUUACCAAAAAGGCAACGACAACGCGACCGCCAAAGCAGAAGGCAAGGAAAGACAUUGGAAUGUCCACGCCAACGCAUUCGUGUACGAGCAAAUGAUUCCUUGGAACCCCACUCUUCCCAAUGAGUUGAUCUUCAAGGUGAUAUGGUCCAAAUUUAGAGGUGGAAUAUAUAACUGGUAUCGCGUGCGUUUGGUUGGUUACAUAACUUCUCCGUGA